AUGGAUAACCACACAUCUGAGUUUAUUCUCUUGGAAUUCUCAAAGGUUUUGGAUCUACAAGUUAUGUAUGUAGCUUUAUUCUUGAUACUGUAUUUAAUGACAGUAACAGGGAACCUUCUCAUCAUCACUGCUGUUGGUUUUGAUUACCACCUUCACACACCCAUGUACUUCUUUGUGAUGAACUUAGCCAUGCAGGACAUUGGUUCAGUUUCAGUCAUUGUCCCCAAAGCUGUUUUAAAUUCUCUUAUGAAUAUCAGGCAUAUUUCCUAUUCAGGGUGUGUUGCCCAAGUCCUCUUUUUUGUCUUCUUUCUUGGCUCUGAUGUUGCUCUUCUGACUGUCAUGGCCUAUGAUCGGUAUGUUGCCAUUUGCAAUCCUUUACAAUAUGAAAUGAUAAUGAACAGAAAGGCUUGCUCCAUGAUGGUUGGCAGUGUGUGGAUUGCUAGUUUUCUCAGUGCUACAUUACACACUAUUGAAACAUUUACAACUCCUUUCUGCUCUAAUAUUAUCAAUCAGUUCUACUGUGAAAUCCCACAUUUACUUAAGAUUGCCUGCUCUGAUAGAUAUAUAAAUGAAAUUGGAGUUUUAGUGUUCAAUGCUAUAUUAGGGUUUGGUUGUUUUGUCUUCAUUGUUAUUACCUAUGUGAAGAUCUUCUCUGCUGUUCUGAGAAUUCCUUCAGUUCAAGGAAGAGAAAAGGCCUUCUCCACUUGCCUACCACACCUCACUGUCUUCUCCAUAUUUUUGUUCACUGUUUCCUUUGCUUACCUAAGACCUACUUCUAACAGACCAUCACAUCUUGAUUUUAUAAUUACAAUACUGUAUUCCAUAAUUCCUCCCAUGCUGAAUCCAUUAAUCUACAGCAUGAGAAACAAAGACCUCAAAGCUACUCUAUCAAAACUUCUGUGGUUAUCUGUUUUGAGAAAACCUGGUCAUCAUUAUGCAGAUGAUGAUGAUGAUGUGAAAUUUGAGUCAUUUCCAGAAUAA
This is a messenger RNA of Candoia aspera, 981 nucleotides long. RefSeq names its product olfactory receptor 14J1-like. Gene Ontology annotation, biological process: G protein-coupled receptor signaling pathway. Lineage: Eukaryota; Metazoa; Chordata; Lepidosauria; Squamata; Candoiidae. The record is from RefSeq and is a predicted model, not a curated record. The transcript has 2 exons. Bases 1 to 981 code for a protein of 326 amino acids. Gene Ontology annotation, cellular component: membrane. Gene Ontology annotation, molecular function: G protein-coupled receptor activity; odorant binding; olfactory receptor activity.